UCAAAAGCAUAAUCUCCAAAAUGUUUUACAGUUAUUACAGGUGUAGAAAAUAUGUCACAUGCUUAAGAAAGUAUGCAUCCAGUCCAGAGAUCAAACAAGGGACCCCCUGCCUGCAAGUCAGGUUCUCCACUAGCUGACAAACUAAGCCAAAUAACUCACAAAUUCUUACCUGUGCAUGAGGCAACAGCUGUAUAUGUGAAUAAUAUAAUUAUGUUUUCUGUUAAUUAUCGUUUCAGGAGGUUGCAGUGAACAUUCGCUCCCAGAGACCCGUCUGUCAUGUCAGCCCGCAUGCAACAUACCGGGCUCGUACUGUAACGACACAAACACGUGCGUGUGUAAACCCCGUCAUAAACCCGGAUACAACAGGCUUCAUGUGCUUGUCGAGUGUAUAAGGAUGGAUAACACAACCAUAGCCUCACCCGUACCGAAUUCAGUUACACUCCCAACUGAUGGCCCUACCAAUGUUUGGAUGUAUGCAGUGAUCGCGGCAGCCACACUCUUUGUCAUUUUCCUGGCAGUGGCUUGCUACUCCUUGAGCGAGUUCUUUACAAAAGGGCCGCGCCCACGCCGGAAAGAUGAGGAAGGUGAUAAGGCGGAAGGUGCGGACAACAUUGAUGGCAUGACUGCAGAAUGUAAUCAUUUAGACAUGAAUGGUUCUCGUAAUGUGGCUGAUGUAGAUUCUAGUGUCAACACGCGGUCGAGUGUAGGUGCACUUGCAUGGUUGAGGAAUGUUCGUGUGUCCCCCUCCCCAUCCGCAGGCUGUUUCCGUUUCUUUCGUAGAAGGAGUUAUAACGAUGACUCGAGGGAGUUCAGGGAAGCACAUGGUACAGUGAUGCAUGAUUCUGCUCGUCCUAGACUUAAUGGCGAUGCAGAAGAAAUGUUGCAUGCUCCAUAUUGUGAAACAAAUGUAGACAGUGCUAGAUGUUGUGAUGACACUUCGGUCAGAAAACAGUUAUGGCCUGAUAUUGGGGAGGGGGAGAAUGGUCUACAUGAAAACAAUGUUGAAACACUCAACCCAGUCAAGAAACUUUCCAGAAAAACAGAGCAUUCAAAGCAGUCUUACAAUAUGGCUCCUACAAGAGAUAAUAACAAUGAGCCUGUUGAUCUCAUAUCAUACAGUAAAGCUCAGUCCAAUAAAAAGGUAAAAGGACUUACAAAAUCAUGCCCCCCACCUUACACAGAAAUGAAUACGAUACCAAAAAUGAAAAAAAAUACUGAAACAAAAGUCAUCGAUGAUGAUUCAGAGAGUGACAUUGAACCUUCUGAACAAGACCAUCUUAUUGAAGAAAAUGAGAAAUUUAUAGCCCCUAUAGCUAAAAAAGGAACAUUUGCAAAAGAAGAAGAGGACGUGUUUCAUGAAUACAGGGGCAGAGAGCCACUCCAAGGUAGAUCAACCUUACCUCACAGGUCAAGGCCACCACCAAUAAUAUUGCUCAAGUCAAAGUCACUGGAACAUGAGGAGGCUUAUGAGUCAGAUGAUAGUAUUGGAAAUGCUGAGUCAUUACGCUCACAGUUCUCAGCUAGGUCUAAGAUGUCAAGACUAUCCAAACUAAGUGUGACUUCUGGUCCUACAAUUCAGAUUGACCCUGAAGAGGCUGUAUGCAAGGAUGCCCUUUCACCAGGGCGUCCGGUUAAUAUUGGGUUUAUAUCAUACUCUAGUGUUGAUACUGAGGACUCUAACGCCCCUGAAUCAUCUGCUUCCUGUGACUCUGACCUUUCUCCAAGGUCGUUGCCCUCGGACACACUCUCUGAUCUGUCGCCUAGCAACAGGAAAGGAACUAAUGGAUAUGGAAGUGAUAAGGUUGUGAAAAACGUUGCUUUGGACUCCUUGAGAAUGAAAUCUCAGAUGAAACAAGGUGGGAAGAGGUCAGACGAAGAUUCAGGACGGGAUUCAUUACCAAAUAGUUUGAACAACGCUCAAGGAAAGCCAGAGAAAACUCUUAUUCCAAGACUGGAUGUGCAUAAAGUUGGAAAAACUAGUACAAACGGUCGAACAGGUAACAGGGAAGCUAAUCAGACUCCAAAAACAAAUGGACAGGUCACAAAAGAAAAAUAUCAAGAUAUUAAAUCAAAACGAGCUAGCCUUAAAAAACAAAAUGGAAAUGAGGUUGAAUUUUAUGAUGAUUGAAGCUUAAACAUUGGAGAUUACUGAAAUAAAACUGAAUUUGGGGAUAAAUAUCAAAUGAUAAAAGGUGGAUUACCUGCAUGCAAUGUUGUUGUAGUGAAAGAUAUUUUAGAAUUUAUUGAUGAGAGGAAAAAAAAAUAUGUUUGUUUCCAAUUUCACGGCCCCAAAAUAAAAGGGUUGGUAGAUUGGGGAUUUUUAAAUUAUUUUUAGGACCGUAAAUGACCAGCUAGAGAGUAGAUCUCAGACACUUUUUAGAUAAGUUUUUAUCACUAACAUUCUGUGAUGUCUGACACACCUUGUAAUUGCUGAAUUUUAACAGGCAUUUGGUAUAUUUCAUUCCAAACAUCUUGACUGUCCUCGAUCUACCAUCAGAGAUACCUUACUGGUAGUACCCUGAAUAUCAUUUUCAUUUCAAGCCAUUUUAAUAACGAAAAGAUGUACCCAAAAGAAAAUGAAAAAAGGUUAAGAAUUUUUUUUAAAAAUUAAGGUACAAGCAGUAAAAAGAGAAAAGGUGGAAAAAACUAAAGUAGGCCAGAAAACCAGAAACAAACAUUUUUUUGUUAUGCCUUACUAUGUUACUUCCCCAGAAAUUAUGUAAAUGUUGUUGUUUGUUAUAUGUUACAUUCCUAAAUUACACAGAUAACUUUUGGUGUUUCAUUUGUUGUAUUACUUGUGUGUCCCAAUUUAUUAUUACACAGAAUAUCUUUUAUUUGAAAGUUACAUUUUCAAAUGUGCUAUGUUUACAUGAGUAGCUGUGUUGUAUUCACUGUUUUAUUUGCAAGUUUUAUUUUUGUGAGUGAUAGGAUGUUCAUGGUUCAUGACAGUUCAUGACUUGUUAUUUGCUUUUAAUUUUGAGACGCACCUUUUAUACAUGUACAACAUGUAAAUUAUUAGUUCAUUUAUUUUUCGAAUAUAAAUGUCGGGGUAUUGUAAUAGCCUUCAGAUGUCGGGAAUGUUGGCGGCGUCUUAGUGCAAAAGCUUUAAUUUUUGCCAUAAGUCAAAAAACUGUUCUUUUUAUUAAAUUCAAACUUGAAACACAUGUUUGCAGAGACCGUUUGCACAUUCAUUAUAUACGCAUCAUAAAUAUGCAAACAAAUCAUUAUGAAAUACAUGUAUUUUUACUUAGUGCAUUUCGGCGUUUUCCAACAAAACAGUGCAUCACUGAAUUAUAAAUUAAUAUGUUGUAAUGUGUGCUAUAUUUGCGUUGAACCGGUAAUUGAUAUAGUAAAAGGGUUAUAAGAUUACUUUGUUUUGAUUCGGAAUGUUGUAUUCGAAUCUCGUGGAUUUUCGCAAUUAUUUAUUUGUCUAGCACAUCAUGAAAGAGUAAUCUGCAAAAAUGCAUUCAAGUUGAAUACAGCCUGCAGUAUCAAAAUGAAAAAUUUAUAACCCUAUCUUAUAGCAGGCCCCAGCUGUGUAACUUCGACUCCUAACAAACAAAAGAGGGUUGGCGUUUAUCAAAAGUUUAUCUGAUUGGGAGCAUUUAACAUAUGAAAAACUCAUAUAUUUCGCAAACCUGCUACCAUGAAAUGCUAUCUAAACAUAUUUAAUCAUCCUCAAAAAUUAGGGACAAGAAAUGUCUUGCUUAAUUAUUCAUAAUGAAUUCCUUGCUGAAACUGGAAAACAACAAAAUGAUAAUUACUUGGCAGGCUAAUGAAAAUUAGUUUCCCUUGAUGUUAAGUUUUGCAUUAUAUAGUUUAUGUUUAUUAUUUUGAAGCAAAACUGCCCAUUGAUAGAUAAAAUAGAGAUAAAUUAAAAGCUUUAUUUCUGUUAUAAGUUUAGAUUUGUGUGUAUUUUUAAAGGAAAAAAAUAGCGAAUUAAUGUUUUUAAGUGUUCAUGACGGUUUUCAUAUACAUAUCAUAGAAAUAUAUAACUCAUUGUUGUCAUUUUAUUGUAUAUUUAGUUAAAAUUAUGUGAUUAUUUAUCCUUGCAAUAUGAAACUAAUGCAUUUUCAGGCCAUGACCAUUUUAAAUAUUGCUUAACAUUGUGUAAGUCUCAUUUUCAUCGGAAUAUAUUUUUCUGUUAUAAAUGUUCUUCAACACUCUAAUUGUUAAACUGAGGUAUUGUUUUGAUAUAGAUGUUUUUUGUGAUUGAGGUUAAUCUAUGAUUUAAUAAAAGAUUAAAACUUAAACUUA
Messenger RNA from Mya arenaria, 4257 nucleotides. RefSeq lists its product as uncharacterized. Lineage: Eukaryota; Metazoa; Mollusca; Bivalvia; Myida; Myidae. Bases 395 to 2128 code for a protein of 577 amino acids. The record is from RefSeq and is a predicted model, not a curated record. The transcript is spliced from 3 exons.